This is a messenger RNA of Lindgomyces ingoldianus, 1439 nucleotides long. Its product is annotated as peptidase M22, glycoprotease. The transcript is spliced from 2 exons. Bases 107 to 1168 code for a protein of 353 amino acids. The record is from RefSeq and is a predicted model, not a curated record. Gene Ontology annotation, biological process: tRNA threonylcarbamoyladenosine modification. Gene Ontology annotation, cellular component: cytoplasm; EKC/KEOPS complex. NCBI's taxonomy places the organism in Eukaryota, Fungi, Ascomycota, Dothideomycetes, Pleosporales, Lindgomycetaceae.
UAAAAUUCCACCUCCUUGCGAUUGAAUUUCAGUGCUACACGUUGACUCCUUUGGACCCCACUAUCCCAGCCACCCCACUCCACGACCUCCCUAGAACCUUCCCAGAAUGAUAGCCCUCGGCCUCGAAGGCAGCGCCAACAAAAUCGGCAUCGGACUAAUAUCUCACCCCUCCACCCCCUCCAAACCCCCCAUAAUUCUCGCCAACCUCCGCCACACCUACGUUUCUCCUCCAGGCGAAGGCUUCCUGCCAAAAGACACGGCUCUUCACCACCGAGCAUGGGUCGUCAGACUCAUAAAACAAGCAGUCCGACAAGCAGGAGUGCGGGUGGAGGAUAUAGAUGUGAUAUGUUACACCAAAGGACCGGGGAUGGGCGCGCCAUUGCAGAGUGUUGCGCUUGCUGCAAGGACACUGGCGCUGCUUUGGGGGAAGCCGAUGGUGGGGGUUAAUCAUUGUGUUGGACACAUCGAAAUGGGCCGCUCCAUAACCCGUGCCCUCAACCCCGUCGUCCUCUACGUCUCCGGCGGCAACACCCAAGUAAUAGCCUAUUCGUCUCAACGCUACCGCAUCUUCGGCGAAACCCUCGACAUUGCCAUCGGCAACUGCAUCGACCGCUUCGCACGCACACUACUCAUCCCAAAUGACCCGUUCCCCGGCUACAAUGUUGAGCAGCUCGCCAAACACGGGAGGAAUUUGGUCGAUCUGCCGUACACGGUUAAGGGCAUGGAUGCGAGUUUCUCUGGGAUUUUGGCGGCUGCGGACGUGCUUGCUGCAGGCAUUGGGGAAGAUUUGGAUGAGGGUAAGAGGUUAAGGACGGAGGAGGGGGACCUGGUGACGAGGGAGGAUUUAUGCUUUUCGCUGCAGGAAACGGUGUUUGCGAUGCUCGUUGAAAUUACAGAGCGCGCGAUGGCGCACGUAGGAUCUACGCAAGUUCUAGUAGUCGGUGGUGUGGGGUCGAACGAGCGAUUGCAGCAGAUGAUGGGGAUUAUGGCGCGGGAUAGGGGUGGCAGUGUGUUUGCAACUGACGAGAGGUUUUGCAUCGAUAACGGGAUUAUGAUUGCGCAUGCCGGGCUGUUGGAGUAUGAAACGGGAGUUGUGACGAAGUUUGAGGAUACUUCGUGUACGCAGCGGUUUCGGACGGAUGAAGUGUAUGUGGGAUGGAGGGAAUGAGAUCAGAGACGGCAAUUUCACCAAAACAGAGGGAACAGCGCUAUACGGACACUCCGGACACUUUAUCUAUUGCCGCUCCUGGCUGGUUGAGGGAUCGCCUUUACUUCAACAACGCAUAGUUAGGAGGAUGCUGCUUAAGGAAAGCCUAAGAGGCGAAGCAUGAUAUACCCGCAAUUAGCUCCGUUGGAACUACUACCCCAUUGGAGACUAUAUCUAGCUUACCGAACUCUCAUCCGCAACAAGCAGAAACAAAGCAACAAAUAGAACGGUC